Molecule: messenger RNA, 1092 nt
Organism: Suncus etruscus (white-toothed pygmy shrew)
Lineage: Eukaryota; Metazoa; Chordata; Mammalia; Eulipotyphla; Soricidae
Gene: ATF4
Product: activating transcription factor 4
Exons: 2
Biological process (GO): regulation of transcription by RNA polymerase II
Cellular component (GO): ATF4-CREB1 transcription factor complex; nucleus; ATF1-ATF4 transcription factor complex
Molecular function (GO): RNA polymerase II transcription regulatory region sequence-specific DNA binding; DNA-binding transcription activator activity, RNA polymerase II-specific
Source: RefSeq, a predicted model, not a curated record
GCACGUCCCCGGAUUCCAGCCAAGCCGUCGCCCCGCAUCCUGCCCGAGAUGAGCUUCCUGAACAGCGAGGUGUUGGGGGGGGACUUGAUGUCCCCCUUCGACCCGUCGGGUUUGGGGGCUGAAGAGAGCCUCGGUCUCCUAGAUGACUACCUGGAGGUGGCCAAGCACUUCAGACCUCAUGGGGUAUCCGACGACAAGGCGCCGGCGGGCUCCUCCUCUUCCGAGUGGCUGCCAGUGGAUGAGUUGGUGGGCGCCUCGGACUUUGGCAAGGAAGAUGCCUUCUUGGGCACGGAUUGGAUGUUGGAGAAGAUAGAUCUGAAGGAGUUUGACUUCGACGGCCUGCUGGCCCUGCCCGAGGAGCUCUUGGCCACGCUGGAUAACACGUCUGACCCCUUUGGCCCACUCGUCCAGGAGAGUGACAAGGAGCCCCCCCAGAUAGAGAUCCCAAUCGGCCAUCUUCCAGAAAGUUCCCCGAAAACAGACCAGGUUGCCCCCUUCACUUUGCUGCAGCCGCUGUCCACUCCAGACCAUUCCUCUAGCUUAGAGCUGGGUAGCGAGGUGGUGAUCCCUGCCGCGGACAAGAAGCCCACUGCCCCCUUUCCUGUGAUCUCUCUGUGCAUAAAGGAGGAGGGUGCCCCUUCAGAUGACGACAGUGGGGUCUGCAUGAGCCCUGAAUCUUACUUGGGCUCGCCCCAGCCUAGUCCCCCUGCUGCCAGGGCCUCGCCCAGUCGGAGCUUGAUCUCCACCGGAGCCCUUAGUGGGCCUGCUCGCCCCAAACCUUAUGAUCCUCCCGGGGAGAUGGUGAUAGCCAAGCUCAAGGGCGAGAAGCUGGACAAGAAGCUGAAGAAGAUGGAGCAGAACAAGACCGCAGCCACCAGGUACCGCCAGAAGAAGCGGGCGGAGCAGGAGGCCCUCACAGGCGAGUGUAAGGAGCUGGAGAAGAAGAACGAAGCUCUGAAAGAGCGUGCAGACUCCCUGGCCAAGGAGAUCCAGUACCUGAAAGAUCUGAUGGAAGAGGUCCGCAGGGCGAGGGGCAAGAAGCGGGUCCCCUAGUUAGGAGUUAAGUGUGCUUGUACAUAGGCUUGCUCUGGG